Nicotiana attenuata is the source of this 930-nucleotide messenger RNA. RefSeq lists its product as uncharacterized. Lineage: Eukaryota; Viridiplantae; Streptophyta; Magnoliopsida; Solanales; Solanaceae. The record is from RefSeq and is a predicted model, not a curated record. The transcript has a single exon. The coding region runs from base 1 to 930 and encodes 309 amino acids.
AUGUGGUGGUAUGAUUUGGAUAAAGAAGGGCAAGACUGGGUAGCUGAACAUCUGGGUGCUCUCACGGAUAUCAUGAAAGUCAAGCCCCAGAAUGAUCUAAUCAAGGCUUUAGUGACUUUUUGGGAUCCCGUCUGCAAUGUCUUUCUCUUCUCAGACUUCGAGCUCACUCCCACCCAAGAAGAAAUAACUGGGUAUACAGGUUUCGGCAGGGACUUAAGAAAUCAACAACUUAUAUUCCCGAGGCCUAUGUCGGUGCGCUGUUUCUUUGAUAUUAUGAACAUUAGUAAGCAAAUAAGAAAGAACCGUGUAAGCGAGGGUUGCUGUUCAUUUUACUUCCUGUUCUCCAGGUAUGGGCGUCUAGAGGGGUUUGAAACGUAUGAAAAAGAGUUGAACAACAAGCAAAGCAAAGAUACUUGGAAAAGUCAUCGUGGCUUUGCCUUCAUAGUAGCAUUUCUGGGCGUCAUGGUCUUCCCAAAUGAAAAUGGAACAGUUGAUAUCCAUAUGGCUAUCAUUGCGCAAGUCCUAACUACCAAGGAAGAUCAUACACUUGCUCCACUAAUAUUGUCGGAUAUCUACCGGGCACUAACACAGUGUAAGUCGGGGGCGACAUUCUUCGAAGGUUGCAAUAUCCUUUUACAAAUGUGGCUAAUCGAACACCUUCGCCAUCAUCCAAAAUUUAUGAACUACGGCCCAAGCAAAAGCAACUUCAUUGAAAGCUAUGAAGAAAGAGUGAAGGAUUACAACUCUCCGGAAGGGGUUGAAGCUUGGAUUGUCCACUUGAGAACUUUAAAGGCAAAUCAAAUUGAGUGGACUUUAGGAUGGCUCUCGGUGAGGGAAGUCAUAUACAUGUCAGCCAUAAAGAAUUAUUUGCUAUUGAUGGGCUUGAGGAGUGUUCAACCCUAUGCGCUGCAAAGGGUUCUGAGGCAAUAG